Messenger RNA from Bubalus bubalis (water buffalo), 3943 nucleotides. It is a transcript of the gene ARHGAP39, whose product is annotated as Rho GTPase activating protein 39. The coding region runs from base 547 to 3819 and encodes 1090 amino acids. The transcript has 11 exons. Lineage: Eukaryota; Metazoa; Chordata; Mammalia; Artiodactyla; Bovidae. Gene Ontology annotation, biological process: signal transduction. The record is from RefSeq and is a predicted model, not a curated record. Gene Ontology annotation, cellular component: cytoskeleton; cytoplasm. Gene Ontology annotation, molecular function: GTPase activator activity; protein binding.
GUCCUGGAAGCUUCUGAUCAUCCCAGUGCUGGUGAGGACCAGGGCCAUUACAGAAGUGGUAUUUAAAGGAUUGUUACUUGUGUAGAAACUUGGAAGCAGAGUAAAAUAUGCUAUCUACCUAUCAGCUGGAGCACACUGUGAUAUCAAACACAUUGGCAUUAAAAUUGCCUUAUUCUGAAUAGUUUUAAUUUACACUUUUUUUUUUAAGGACCUUAGCUGGAUGACAGGCUUGUCCUCGGGGCGGGGUGUGCUUGGGGGGCUUCUAGGGGAACCAGCUCUGCUUUUGACUGGGACAGCACAGCGAUGUUGGCAUCCCCUCCCCCUGCGGGUGACGGGUGGCGCUGGCAGCCAGUGGUGGCUGCUGCUAAGAGCAGCCAAGCAUCCGGGAGGGACCUGACGCGGUCUGGGAGGACGGUGAGCAGUACCUGUGGCCCAGCCCCCUGUGGACGGGGAGCCAGAACCCAGGGCGGCCCUGAUGUGGGGCCGGGCUGAAGACCCCGCCACCCAGGGCUGGGCCCUGAUGAGCGUUUAGAAAAUCGGGAGUGGAUGGAAUUUAGGCUGGAGUGGGUGGAGAUCAUCGAGCCGCGCACGCGCGAACGCAUGUACGCCAACCUGGUCACCGGCGAGUGCGUGUGGGACCCGCCGGCCGGCGUGCGCAUCAAGCGGACCAGCGAGAACCAGUGGUGGGAGCUCUUCGACCCCAACACGUCGCGCUUCUACUACUACAAUGCCAGCACCCAGCGCACCGUGUGGCACCGGCCGCAGGACUGCGACAUCAUCCCCCUGGCCAAGCUGCAGACCCUGAAGCAGAACACGGAGUCGCCGCGCGCCUCGGCGGAGAACAGCCCCGGGCGGGGCAGCAGCGUCAGCCGCGAUGGCAGCACCAGCUCGUCCCUGGAACCCGAGCUGGACUCCGGCGACAGGGCACCAGAGCCUGUGGGCCGCGCAAGCCGGCAGCCCGCGCCGGGGAUGGUGAAGGACGAGAGCGGCAGCUCCUCACCGUCAGGAGUGCUCCUUGAGAAGGACUACGAGGUUUACCGGGACUACAGCGUGGACGGCCACCUUCUCCACUGCAGGACCUCCUCUCUCCGCUGGAACUCGGGCACCAAGGAGCGCAUGCUCAUCAAAGUUGCCGACAGGGAGCCCAGCUUCCUCUCCCCCCAGGGCAAUGGCUACGCCCUGGACAGCCAGCCUGGGGGUCGCUCCCGCAGGCCCUCCGGAGGACAGCACUCGCCCAGCCUGCAGACCUUCACCCCUGACGCGGACAGCCCCGUCUUCUUCCCGGAGCGGAGGCCGUCGCCUUUCCCGAAGAGGGCUGAGCUAGGGAGCUGCUCCCCGCUGCUGGCCCAGCCCCGCCGGCCCACUGGAGACUCGCAGCCUUCCUCACCACGCUACGCCUACGAGCCCCCCCUCUAUGAGGAGCCCCCCGUGGAGUACCAGGCCCCGCUCUACGACGAACCCCCCAUGGAUGUGCAGUUUGAGGCCGGCUCGCCCCGGCGGUCUCCUGGCCGCAAGCCACCCAAGGCAGCCUCCGCGUCGCCCUACCAGCAGCUGGUGCUCACCAGGCAGAAGUGCCCAGAGCGCUACCUGAGCCUGGAGUACAGCCCUGCCGGCAAGGAGUACGUGCGGCAGCUGGUGUACGUGGAGCAGGCCAGCUCCAGCCCCAAGCUGCGGGCAGGCCCGCGGCACAAGUACACGCCUCACCCGGGGGGCGGCUCGCUGUCCCUGCAGCCCAGCCCCUGCCUGCUGCGUGACCAGCGCCUGGGGGCCACGUCCUCGCUGGGGGUCGUGUCUGGGGACUAUAGCAGCAUGGAGGGGCCCGAGCUGCGGCCCGCCCCACCGCCCACGCCCCUGCCCCAGGCCCAAGACGAUGCCAUGUCCUGGUCUAGCCAGCAGGACACCAUGUCUUCCACGGGCUACUCCCCCAGCACGCGCAAGAGGAAGAGCAGGAACCCCUCCGUGUGCCAUGCUCCCAGCGCCCCGCCCGCCGAGGGCCCUGGGGACUGCGACCCGCUGGGCCAGCAGCCCCUGACGGAGGAGCGGCCUCUGUGUGGACCCGGCCUGACGCCCAUGAAGCGCACAGAGGGGGAGGCGGGGGACGGGGAGGGCCACCGGGGCCCGGCUGAGCCCUUCCUGGCACAGGCCCGGCUGGCCUGGGAGGCACAGCAAGCCCACCUGCACAUGAAGCAGAGGGGCAGCUGGGACUCGCAGCAGGAUGGCUCGGGCUACGAGAGUGACGGGGCGGUGCCGCUGCCCAUGCCCGGGCCCGUGGUGCGUGCCUUCAGUGAGGAUGAGGCGCUGGCCCAGCAGGAGAGCAAGCACUGGCAGAGGGGUGCCUUGGACAGGCUCGCCUUCCCACAGGUCCUGCUCGAGAAGAGCGUCUCCGUGCAGACCAGCCUGGCCUCCCCGGAGCCCUACCUGCACCCCUCUCAGUCUGAGGACCUUGGCACCUGCGCCCAGUUCGAGAGCAGCCGGCAGGCCCGGAGUGUGAUGCCCAGCGCCAGCUGCGUGUUCCCCACCUUCACUCUCCGCAAGCCAUCCUCGGAGACAGACAUCGAGAACUGGGCCUCCAAGCACUUCAACACCCACACGCAGGGCCUCUUCCGGCGGAAGGUGUCCAUCGCCAACAUGCUGGCCUGGAGCAGCGAGUCCAUCAAGAAGCCCAUGAUCGUGACCAGCGACCGCCACGUGAAGAAAGAGGCCUGUGAGGUCUUCAAGUUGAUUCAGAUGUACAUGGGCGACCGGCGCGCCAAGGCAGACCCGCUGCACGUGGCCCUGGAGAUCGCCACCAAAGGCUGGAGUGUGCAGGGCCUGCGGGACGAGCUCUACAUCCAGCUGUGCCGGCAGACCACCGAGAACUUUCGCCUUGAGAGCCUGGCCCGUGGCUGGGAGCUUAUGGCCAUCUGCCUGGCCUUCUUCCCACCCACGCCCAAGUUCCACUCCUACCUGGAGGGCUACAUCUACCGGCACAUGGACCCUGUCAACGACACCAAAGUGACCCAGCACAUGAAAGCGCUCCUGGAAAGGAACACUAAGAAGAAGUCCAAGUUGAGAAAGAAACCCAAGCCUUAUGUUGAGGAGCCGGAUGGGGUGGCAAUAAGCACAUAUGCCAAGUACUGUUACCACAAGCUGCAGAAGGCAGCCCUAACUGGGGCCAAGAAGGGGCUGAAGAAGCCCAACGUAGAGGAAAUUCGACAUGCCAAGAACGCGGUCUUCAGCCCGUCCAUGUUUGGCAGCGCGCUGCAGGAGGUCAUGAGCAUGCAGAAGGAGCGCUACCCUGAUCGGCAGCUGCCCUGGGUGCAGACCCGACUGUCAGAGGAGGUGCUCGCACUCAACGGCGACCAGACGGAAGGCAUCUUCAGAGUACCUGGGGACAUCGAUGAAGUGAAUGCCCUGAAGCUACAGGUGGACCAGUGGAAGGUACCUACAGGCUUGGAGGACCCCCACGUCCCAGCGUCGCUGCUGAAGCUGUGGUACCGGGAGCUGGAGGAGCCCCUGAUCCCGCACGAGUUCUACGAGCAGUGCAUCGCGCACUACGAGAGCCCGGAGGCUGCCGUGGCCGUGGUGCACGCGCUGCCCCGCAUCAACCGCCUGGUGCUGUGCUACCUCAUCCGCUUCCUCCAGGUGUUCGUGCAGCCUGCCAAUGUGGCCAUCACCAAGAUGGACGUCAGCAACCUGGCCAUGGUGAUGGCGCCCAACUGCCUGCGCUGCCGCUCAGAUGACCCGCGGGUCAUCUUUGAGAACACUCGCAAGGAGAUGUCUUUCCUGCGCGUGCUCAUCCAGCACCUGGACACCAGCUUCAUGGAGGGCGUGCUAUAGCGCGUGGGCACCGAGGGACCGAGGGUGGGGACAGAGCCUGCCCGGGUGCGCCUGGGCAGGGGGGCACGCGGGGAGGGGGGAGGGGAUGCCCCAGUCGCGGAGGUAGCAUGCCGGCUCCGCCCAU